Equus quagga is the source of this 6719-nucleotide messenger RNA. RefSeq names its product MCF.2 cell line derived transforming sequence-like 2 (gene MCF2L2). The record is from RefSeq and is a predicted model, not a curated record. NCBI's taxonomy places the organism in Eukaryota, Metazoa, Chordata, Mammalia, Perissodactyla, Equidae. The transcript is spliced from 29 exons. Bases 106 to 3147 code for a protein of 1013 amino acids. Gene Ontology annotation, cellular component: cytoplasm. Gene Ontology annotation, molecular function: guanyl-nucleotide exchange factor activity.
CACCCGGCGCCUGGCCACAGUGAUCACUCACGUCGUCCCUUAGGUUUGACAAUUCAGUUCUGGGGCCUGUUGAUCCAGUUCCUGAAAUAUCUCAAGGAUGAAAUUAUGCAGCAGGAAAUCAGGCCUUUGGUGGCAGUGGAUAUAAUUGAACAACUUCACAGACAGUUCGCCAUUCUUUCAGGAGGCCGAGGGAAAGACGGAGCCCCUAUCAUCACUUUUCCAGAGUUUGUGGGGUUCAAACACAUCCCAGAUGAGGACUUCCUGAAUGUCAUGACCUACCUGACUAGCAUCCCCAGUGUGGAGGCUGCCAGCAUCGGAUUCAUCAUUGUUAUCGACAGACGAAGGGACAAGUGGAGCUCCGUGAAAGCAUCUUUGACACGAAUAGCUGUAGCAUUUCCAGGAAACUUGCAGCUCAUAUUCAUCCUUCGUCCAUCUUGCUUUCUCCAGAGGACUUUCACUGACAUUGGCAUCAAAUACUAUCGAGAUGAAUUUAAAAUGAAAGUGCCGAUCGUUAUGUUGAACUCUGUCUCUGACCUUCAUGGCUACAUUGAGAGAAGCCAGCUGACAGAGGACUUAGGGGGAACCUUGGAAUAUCGCCACAGUCAGUGGAUGAAUCAUCGAACCGCCAUUGAAAACUUUGCCUUGACAUUGAAGACCACUGCCCAGAUGCUCCAGACCUUUGGGGACUGCCUGGCCAUGACAGAGCUGCCCAGAGAUGUGCCAUCCACUGAAGACCUUCUCAUGUCCCACAGCAGGCAGCGGGACAGGCUGCAGGAUGAGCUGAAAUUACUUGGAAAGCAAGGGGUCAUGUUGCUAUUGUGCAUUCAAGAACCAGCAACCAAAAGCCCCACCAGCAAACUCAAUCCCAAUGAACUUGAGAAUGUAGCCACCAUCAAAAGGUUAUUAGUUCAGUUGGAUGAAACAGAAAAAGCCUUUAGUCACUUUUGGUCCGAGCAUCACCUGAAGCUUACCCAGUGCCUGCAACUACAGCGCUUUGAGCACAACUUUUGUGAGGUUAAACUUGCCCUGGACAAUCUGCUGGCAGAGCAGGCAGAGUUUACAGACAUUGGAGACAGUGCAAUGCAUGUGGAGCAACUUCUUAAGGAACACAAAGAACUGGAAGGAAAAGGCCAGGAGCCUUUGGAAAAGGCCCAGCUGCUUGCACUAAUUGGGGACCAGCUCAUCCAAAGCCACCACUAUGCGGUGGACUCCAUCAGACCCAGGUGUGUGGAGCUGAGGCACCUCCGCGAUGACUUCAUCAAUGAAAACAAGAAAAAACAUGACAUUUUAGGAAAGUCCUUGGAGUUGCAUAGACAGCUGGACAAGGUCAGCCAGUGGUGUGAAGCGGGAAUCUACCUCUUGGCUUCCCAAGCUGUAGACAAGUGCCAGUCACGAGAGGGGGUUGACAUUGCCUUGAAUGACAUUGAGGCGUUCCUGGGCACAGAGAAGGAGUACGAGCUGUCCAGCCUCAAGGAAUUUUACAACCAGUUUGAGUUGAUGCUCACCCUUGACGUCAAGGCCAAAGCCCAGAAAGUCCUGCAGAAGCUGGGCGAUGUGCAGGAAAUAUUUCACAAGAGGCAAAUGAGUCUGAUGAAACUGGCAGCCAGACAAACUCGCCCAGUGCAACCUGUGGCCCCUCAUCCUGAGUCCUCCCCAAAGUGGGUGUCACCAAAAACCAGUCAACUCUCCUCCUUGGCUCCUCUUCAGAAAACACCUGAGGCACCUUAUCUGGAGACAGAGUUGAACUCCCUGGAAAAGAAAGAUGAUGAGACUAAAUCUGAAGUCAAGGAUGAAGAAAUACUUGAAAGCAGUCAUGGUGGGGAGAACCCUGAGCCAGAGCAUCUCGGCGGUCCCGAAAAUCUUUCCCCUGACAGGCGCAUUGUACGUGACUUGCUUGAGACUGAAGAGAUUUAUAUAAAAGAGAUUAAGAGCAUAAUUGAUGGAUAUAUCAUUCCAAUGGAUUUUAUUUGGCUGAAGCAUCUGAUUCCAGAUGUUCUUCAGAAUAACAAGGACUUUCUCUUUGGGAAUAUUAGAGAACUUUAUGAAUUUCACAACAGGACUUUUCUGAAAGAAUUGGAAAAGUGCAUUGAAAACCCUGAACUUCUGGCACGCUGCUUUCUCAAGAGAAAAGAAGAUCUUCAAAUAUAUUUCAAAUAUCAUAAGAAUCUGCCCCGAGCUAGGGCAAUCUGGCAAGAAUGUCAGGACUGCGCCUACUUUGGGGUCUGCCAGCGCCAAUUGGAUCACAAUCUCCCUCUUUUUAAGUAUCUUAGAGGACCGAGCCAGAGACUUAUGAAAUACCAGAUGCUGUUGAAGGGUCUGCUGGAUUUUGAGUCCCCUGAGGAUUUGGAAAUACACCCAGGUGACCUUGAUGGAGGUUUGGCUAAGAAUGAGCCAAAGAGGACCAAGGAUUCAGCUUUCUCAGCCGAACUACAACAAGCUUUGGCCAUGAUGGAGGAUUUGAUCAAGUCCUGUGAGUUGGCUGUGGACCUGGCAGCAGUCACUGGAUGUCCGGAUGAUAUUGGAAAACUGGGCAAGCUGUUGAGGCAUGGCUCCUUCAACGUCUGGACAGUUCACAAGGAUCGUUAUAAGAUGAAGGAUUUUAUUCGAUUUAAGCCCAGCCAGAGGCAAAUCUAUCUAUUUGAAAGGGGAAUAGUGUUCUGUAAGAUACGAAUGGAGCCCAGUGACCAGGGCCUGUCUCCUCAUUACAUCUUUAAGAAGUCUAUGCAGUUGCUGACAAUUUCAAUUCGCCAACUCGGAAGAGGGAGCAACAGAAAGUUUGAAAUUGCCAACCGAAAUGGACUUGAGAAAUAUAUCCUGCAGGCAGCUUCAAAAGAAAUCAGAGAUUGUUGGUUUUCAGAAAUAAGCAAAUUAUUGAUGGAACAACAAAACAAUAUUAAAGAUGUUUAUGAGGAUGAAGACAAUGGCAGACAGAUCUCCCCCAAAUGCUGCUCCGGCAGGGAGUUUGUCUCCGUGGAAACUUUUGACGAUUGCGAAGGUGCAGAAGAUAUGGAAAAGGAGAGCAGUGCUCUGAGUCUCUCGGGACUUUUCCAGUUGGACGACAGUUAUGAAGGCUGUUCCUCCAAAUCUGCUCUGGAAACGGGAGAAAGCAUCCAGGGAGAGAGAGACGACGAUGAAGAGGAAACCUGAGUGUGAAAGAGGAAAGGACAGUAAGCGAAUGUCAGCCAUGGCUUCUCUGACUUUCUUCUUGGAAUUUCGGGGCAACAAACAAAACUGAGGAGAGCUUGGGGUGUCCACUCGCUUGCUCGCCCCUGGGGGAGACGACUAGUUUCUGGGCAAAAGCAGUGCGGGCGAGGGAAGGAUGCCCGAGGCCCCCCUCCCCAGAGAACUGACACUUGUUCGCGACACCCGCGGCUCCCCGGCUCCGCCGCGCCGCCCCAGGCCGUCCUCAUUCCGGGGACAGGCUGCUGGGGCGCCGAGGCCGGGCCCACCCUUAAGCAGAAAGCAGCAGACGGGCCUCGGAGCCCGCGGACCCGCCGCCGGGGCAGGGGGCGCAGGGCAGCUUUCCGGAGCCUCAGGAGCCGCCCACGUCCCGCCCGCGGAGCCCACCCAUCCUGGCGCCGGCCGCGGAGACCCUCGGCUGCGUGCCCGCGCCUGCGCAGGCGGUGGAGCCCCCUCCUGGAGGGCUGAGGCCAGGGUUUGUCAACGUUGGCACUUUUGACCCGGCCGGAUCGUUCUUUGUUGUGGGGGCUGUCCUGUGCAUUGUAGGAUGUUUAGCAGCAUCCCUGACCUCUACCCACUAGAUGCCAAUAACUCCGCCGCCCACUCGCCCAAAUUGUGACAAUCAAAAAUGCCUUCAGACGUUGCCUAAUUUCUCCUGGGGUGGGGUUUGAGGGGAAAUGGGUUGAGAACCUCUUAUCGAGCCUUGGUGGAGCCUGAGCGACUCAAACCCAACAUGGGCCGAAGACUGCCCCCACCCCUACCCGGCGUUCUUCCUCCCCCCCCCCCCCCCCCCCCCCCCCCCCCCCCCGCCCGCCCGCCCCCCUCCCCCGGGAGAAUGUUCAAGUGAUGCUUUUAUUACUUUGUUCCAGGGUUGUUUCGUUUCAGAGCAGGUUGGUUACAAGUUAACUUAUGAGAUAUUUAGGUUAUAUUAUCCUAGUUACUUAGAGUUACUUAUGCUGAGUUAUUUAUUUUAGUUAUUUUAUGUUUUGGGUUACUUUUAUGUAGUUAGUUUUUAAAGGUUUUUUUUGUGGUUUGGCGUUAAACUAGUUCACUUUUAGUUAUUUCAUUUUGAACAUAUUUUCUGAAUUUUUUAAUUUUCAUAGUUGUUGAGUUAUAUUCGGAGUUACUUAUUCUCAGUUUUUUCUUUUCAAUUGUGUCUUUGCCAUUUAAAAUUUUUUUUCUGUUCUGUAUUUUUUCUUAUUCCAUUUGCAGAUUUAUUUAUUUUCCGGAUUAUUUAGUAUUUAGUAUUAGAAUUACUUAGUCUAUCAGUCAGGAUUCAGUCAAGAGAGAGACACCAUACCAGUUACUUUAACAGAGAGAAUUUAAUAUAAAGAAUUGUUAUUCAGCUAUUGGAGACUUUAAAAGGAAAACAAAAGUGAUAAUAAGAUGUCAUGGAGAUUUUAACUGCAAGAAGCAGCUGCCAGCCCAAGGCUGAGGGAACAAAGGGAGGAGGUUGGAGGUGGCCUGUGUGGCUCAGGCGCUCCCUCUGAGGAGGAGGCACUGCCCGGUGGGACAGGAGCCCCAGGAGCUCGAAGGCCUUGGGGAUCUGGAUGCAGAACUCUGAGGGGGGGCCCUGCCAGCUGGUGCUGGUGUCUGAGGAGGUGUGAUGAGGCUGAUUAUGGAAGUGUUGGGAGAAUGGCAAACUGCAGCUACUGGAACCAACUGUUGCUGUCAGGGUGAAGAGCAGUUGCUAGGGGAAUGCUGACAGGAACCUGGGCACACAGGGUCCCUCUCCUCUCCUCCAACCUCUGGUCAGUCUGCGCGAUGGGCCAAGCCUGACCGGGAGCAGCUGGCAAAGGAGGCAAGUGGCCCCACACCAGGACGCAGAGAACAGAAGGGCGGGCUGGAAGCUGAGAAAUCAUAGCCAAUAACCAGCACUCUGAACUCUGGAGUUACUUGGUUUUAGAGUUAGUUUUGGGUUUAGUCAGUUUGGGAAUUGUUAGGGUCACUUUUCAAUGGACAUGGGAUCUGGCUCAAUCUUCGGUCUCCUGAUGUGUUUCUGGAAUUGAGUGGGUCAACAAACACCGAGAGGAGUGGCUCCCAUGAGACUCGAGAAAACCACUUUAGAGUUUAAGAAAAACAGAAAUAAGUGUCUCACUUUGUUCAUAAAGAAGCCCUUUGAAUGCAUGACCAAAAAAGGGCAGAGACUAAGGGACAGGCUGUCAGGGAGGGGCUCCUUGGCACCAUUGUCCAGCAGAGUGUUUGAAAUUUUUCAGAAAGUUCAGCUAUGUUGCGCGGCCACCCUCUCAUGCCUCCUCUCCUAACAACAAAGUAUCUUUCUUGAUAGAGUGAGUUUCAAGUUUGUAGACUACGAUAUUUAUUAUUUGCACAAUACAAUAAAGUUUUCCCCAAAUCUAUAAGAAAUUUUAUUUCCUUCUACCUGAAUUAUUUUCCAACCGACAUUCUUCCAUUUGACUGUAAGAACAUUUAUUUAUUUGUGUAUGUAUUCACUCAUUUCAUUCAACACCCAUUUCCUGAGCAACCCCGUCAUAAGGAAGGUGCUGGCACCGGGAGAGACCAGGGAGGUACAAAGGUGAGUGAGAAGCUCUCAGUCCGGUUGGGGGAGACAGACAUGGAAACAGAUCAUCACAACAUGGUGUGACAAGUAGUAUGGGGGCUCAGAACCCUGCCACUGACUCUUCGUGAUGCAGUCAGGGAAAGGGGGAUGUCUGAGCUGGGUCUCCUGGAGCAAGCAUUUUGUCCAGGUGAGAAGAAGGAGAAGGGCGUCCUGGUCUUGCACAGGCCCAGAGGCGCGGAGGAGCCAUGCACGGCAGGGAGGAUGCAUUGACAGAGCUCGCCGGGCCACAGGGUUCAGAAAGGCGCUAACAUUAAGGGCUGGCCCUGGUGCUUGGCAGACAUGGCCUCAUUUGGACCCCACAGCCAGUAUUCUCAUACACUAUUGGUGAGAGUGUAAAUUAGUGCUAGCUUUUUAUAAGACAAUUUGCAACAGCUAUCAAAAUUUUAAAAUAUGUAUAUGAUUUGAUCCAGCAAUUCCACUUUUGGGAUUUAUUUUAAUGAUAUACAAAUGAACAAAGAUAUGUGUACAGGUGUCCAUUUUAACAUUAGUUUUAAUGGGAAAACAAGUAGUGGGAGAUGGGGAAUACCCGAAUGUCUGUGAUAGUGUUAAAAUUUACCCCCAAAUUGAUCCUCCUCCCUUCAAAGAGUGGAGUCAAAUUACCCUCCCUUUGAGUGUGGGCUGUACUCGUGACUCUAAUAAAUAGAAUGUGGUGGAAGUGAUGAUAAUAGACUUUCAAAACUGGGUUAUGAAAAGCAUUUUGGCUUCUUCCUCAUUCUCUCUCGGAUUACUCACUGUGGAAAAAGCCAGCCACCAUGUUGAGAGGAUACUGAAGCAGCCCUAUGGAGAGACCCGUGUGGCAGGAGCUGAAGCCUUUCGCCAACAGUCCUGUGAAUGAGCCACUUUGGCAGUAGAUGCUCCAGCCCUUCAAAUGGCCUCUGCUCCAGCUGAUGUCUUGGCUGAAACCUCAUGAGAAGCCUGGACCCAGAAGAACCCAGCUAAGCUGCUCUUGAAUUCAUUACUA